AUGCUCUACACAUCAUAUGGCACCCCUGUGUCGUACUCAACAGCUGCUUCUCACUUCGAAGUAGGCUGUCUAGCUUCGCAAUACAAACACUUCCCACCGCAGUACUCCCCCUCCGGAGGUGAUGAUGGGUAUCGACCUAGGACGGUCUACACGCCCGCAGACGGUACCAACCCGGAGACCAUCACGUACUAUUACGGCGGGAGGGCCCCUGAUAAGCCGGAGCCAAGCAUCCGUCGUCUGCUGAAAGGCGCAAUUAAGAAUUCGUAUAGGCAGUUUGUCCAUGAUAUGAGAGCCAAAUGGGGCGGUGCUAAGGCGACGCAGUCUACGGAACUGUCGUAG
Molecule: messenger RNA, 339 nt
Organism: Pleurotus ostreatus (oyster mushroom)
Lineage: Eukaryota; Fungi; Basidiomycota; Agaricomycetes; Agaricales; Pleurotaceae
Exons: 1
Coding region: 1-339 (112 amino acids)
Source: RefSeq, a predicted model, not a curated record